Myxocyprinus asiaticus (Chinese sucker) is the source of this 4034-nucleotide messenger RNA. Its product is annotated as nucleus accumbens-associated protein 1-like. The transcript has 6 exons. Gene Ontology annotation, molecular function: protein binding; DNA-binding transcription factor activity, RNA polymerase II-specific; RNA polymerase II cis-regulatory region sequence-specific DNA binding. The record is from RefSeq and is a predicted model, not a curated record. Gene Ontology annotation, biological process: regulation of transcription by RNA polymerase II. Bases 652 to 2421 code for a protein of 589 amino acids. NCBI's taxonomy places the organism in Eukaryota, Metazoa, Chordata, Actinopteri, Cypriniformes, Catostomidae.
AGGGAUUGACUUGAUUUACAUUUGACAUUGCUAUUUGACGAAGAAGCAACAUGGAAGUAAACUAUAGCAAAUAUAACACAUGGCUAUUGUCAUUUGGGUGUACUACUGAAAUUCUGAAAGUUGUGUGUCUAUUUAAUACUUUUGUGUAGCUUAGGUGUGAUGUAUAGCUCAAUGUAAAGUUGCAUCAUCUUUUUAAUAUAUGGAAAAUAAAACAUCAGAAUGUUACAGAAUAUACAAUAUAUUACAGUAUAUAUGAGUUCUAAUUUUUUUGAAAAUGCUUUGAAAAUUUUGCACUACCUAAGCAUUGUGUAGAUCCAUUUGUGAUAUGUGCUGGGUCACUAAAGACCCAUGCGUUUACUGUAAGGACUGCUCAAAGCAUCAAAAUAAAAUAAGGUCCCAGUAAACAUUCAAGAAGACAUGAGCAAACAUAAAGGACUCUUUCUCUCUCUCUAGGUUCUGGUUUCAGAAUUCUCAGAUGUUCUGAAGCUCCACGUGUGUUCUGUGAGAACCUCAACAUGAGUGUGUGUCCCCUUACAGAAAGCAGCCUUGAGGUGGUUGCGCUGUCAACACAGGAAGUGAGGCAGAACAGGGGUUAGGCUAAAGGUGAGCUGGUCUUCCAGGUUGAAGCUCCUCCCCUUGGCUACAGCACGUAUGUCAUCUCCUUGCUUAGGGAUGACCCUCCAGCUGCCAGGCCCAAACCCAGAGCCCCUCGCUCCAUUCAGAACAAGACCCUGUAGUUCUGGGCAUUGCGAUAUGGCUCAGAUGCUGCAGAUGGCGAUUCCCAACUUUGGCAACAAUGUUUUGGAGUGUCUUAAUGAGCAGCGGCUUCAGGGUCUGUACUGUGAUGUGUCAGUGGUGGUGAAGGGGCACACAUUUAAAGCCCACCGGGCAGUGUUGGCUGCCAGCAGCUCCUACUUUCGAGAUUUGUUCAACUCUGGAAGCAAGAGUUCUGUCGUGGAGUUGCCACCAGCAGUCCAACCACAGAGCUUCCAGCAGAUUCUUUCCUUCUGUUAUACCGGCCGACUUAGCAUGAACUUGGGAGAUCAGUUUCUCUUAAUGUACACAGCGGGAUUCCUGCAGAUCCAGCAGAUUAUGGAAAAAGGCACCGAGUUCUUCCUAAAGGUAAGCUCCCCAAGUUGUGACUCACAGGGUCUUCACACAGAAGAAACCCUGCCCUCGGAACCCCAGAGCCCCGUUACUCAAACUGGGGGUGUGGUCGCCACGGCGGCAGCUCGACCCGCCUCCUGCCUCACACCCCUUCCGCUGGUGUCAAGGGUGAAAGCUGAGCAGCAACCUCAGGUCCAGCAGUCCCAACAAGAUGCAUCGUCAUAUUCGGUGGUGUGCACUCCAGUCGCAAAGCGUCUCUGGGAAGGGGGGAGCCGUGAAGGAGGUGGAGGAUCAGGAGGAGGGGGAGGAAUGAGGAAAGCAGCCCGCUACUCACAGGAGGCAGCACGGGGAGUGGGAGGGGCACCUCCUCAAAGUGCAACCUUAAUGGCUGUAAGCGGGACUACUAACAGCAACAGCAACAACAAUAAUAACAACAACAACAACAACAGCACGCCGGAGGGUGCCAGCUCAGGCACACCCAGUGUCUACACCAGUGACUCGCCAAACUCUUACCAUGACGAUGAUGAAGAGGAGGAGAUUAUAGAUGAAAUGGCAGAAGAGCAGUACAGACAAAUCUGUAACAUGUACACCAUGUACAGCAUGCUGAAUGUAGGGGCAACAGCCAGCGAACGAGUGGAAUCCCUACCAGACCACCUCACAGUUGAAUCAAGAGGAAGGGGAGUUCGAGUGCGGCAAGAACUGGCCUCUCUUCCCACUGAGCUCAUUGCACAAAUCGGAAACCGCUGUCAUCCUAAACUCUAUGAAGAAGGUGACCCUGCUGAGAAACUGGAGCUAGUAACAGGCACCAGUGUCUUCAUUUCACGCGCUCAGCUGAUGAACUGCCACGUCAGUGCGGGCACACGCCAUAAAGUACUGCUCAGGCGGCUCCUCGCGGCCUUUUUUGACCGAAGCACUCUUGCAAACAGCUGCGGGACAGGCAUUCGGUCCUCCACAAAUGACCCCAACCGCAAACCACUGGACAGUCGAGUUCUUCACGCUGUUAAGUUUUACUGCCAGAACUUUGCUCCUAGUUUCAAAGAGAGCGAAAUGAACGCGAUCGCUGCGGACAUGUGCACUAACGCACGACGCGUGGUACGUAAGAGCUGGAUCCCCAAACUGAAGCUCCUGAUGGCAGAAAGUGAUGCUUAUGCCAACUUCCUUCCGGACGCUGCCAAAAUGGAAUCUGACGGCUUGGGGGUGGAGCCUUCCUUUGAAACAGGAUCUCUGGAGGGUGGUACGGCCUCUGAAUCUGGUCAAUCGUCUACGGAUGCCCUGCAAGGGGUGAGCGGGGAUAGUAGCAGUUUGUUUUAUUGAGCAAGGCUACCAUGGUGACACCACCAGCUAUUCUUUACCUUCCACUCCUCCAAUUUAUCCCAUGUUUCAUGGUGUCACCUUGGCCGUUGGUGUCCUCCUGUAAUAGGGAGGAGAGUGGAAAAGAUAAAGUGUAUGUUUAUGAAGACUGUUGUUUCAUCCCGCUUCCAAAGUCUUUGGUUGUAGUGUUCCAAGUGGCCCUUCCUCUCCAUCUUGCUUGGAAACACAUUCCCAAAACGGAGGGGCCUCUUGGGAACAUUGGGGUGGGCAGAACGGGAAAUGGGUACUGAGGAUACUGUCCUGACUCUGAAUGUAUGUUUUUGGAGAAUCCAGAAAGUUAAUAUCACUAGACAUAAGAUUGUAUUCAUCUGUUAAUAUUUAGCAGCAGUAUAUCUGCUCUCGGGACCCCCAUUUCUUCUUCUUACCCAACUCCCCAAGACCCGGAGAAAGACUCUAUCGCUCAUUUAUUUUCUUUCAUCUUUUAAAUGUGUUUGUUUGAUUUUGUUUGUAAUUGCUUGUAUUUUUCUUGCCAAGUAUGCCACUUUUUUGACUUGCCAAGUGUCCCAAGAGAGGCAGUUUGUUACAGAUGAUUGUUAUGAAUUUGUAAGUGGCCGAUGAACAUGUUAGAUUUGAAACUACUGUUGGGUUUUGACAACUAUUGAAUUCUCACCUUUUAAUUUAAUGAAUUGAGAAAUUGUCCACUUGAACAUUUUAAGGAGAAACAAGACAUAUUUUUGCAUUAGCAAAGUCCAAAAAUAUUUUAGAUAUAUUAUUUUGGUAUAUUACCAAGGUUUAAUGUCGAGCUUUAGUUUAAUCAGACUGGCAGAGGUUUUUUGUGUCAAAUAUUGGGCUGCACGGUAUUGAUGAAAAUGCGAUACAAUAUUGCUAUGAUGACGUCAUAGAAGCAUGCAGAAUAUCGGAACCCCCACCGCCAAAGUAAACUGAAGUGUAUCGGAAUAAAAAAAGGAACAUCUAUCCAAGGGACUUUUAUUUUGUACAAAUGUUGACACCAGAUGUCCAAAAGCGCUUGCCGUAGCCAUUUGCUUUCUACUUUGGUUUUGCUUGUUGUCAGUCCGCGCUGAACUUCAGACUGUUCACGGGACAAUCCAUUAAUAGAAACCCACACACACAGAUCAGCAGCCAAUAAACAAGCCAAAUUUGACUUUAUAAACCGGCAUCUGGUCUCAUUUUUAUCUGCACACACUUAAAGCAGAUUGGAAGCACAGAACAGCACCAGUUAUAGCAACAUAUCCACAAAUGUGACAUGCAUCCAGCAUGAAAAAAUAACAGGCUUCUCUCAUGCUAAUCACCCAGUCUGUUAAUGUUGAAAUGACAAUGUAGAAAAUGAAUGGGGAAAAUCUUGAGCCCUGAAGCACUCACGGGAUCAGCGCCUUUGCACACUACACACAUGCACAGUCGCGCGCCCUGUCUAUUGUCUGCUAUCUGCGCCGCUUUGAAUGUUACUAUAUUAAUAUCAUUACGUUAUCGCAAGCCUUUACGAUAUGCAUAUCGAGAUAUGUACAUUUGCGAAAUUUCGAUAUAUCGUGCAGCCCUAGUCAGAUAUCUGUAAAAUUAUUCAUCCCAAGAAACUCCCAAACAUGGUCCCAAAUGUCUAA